Globicephala melas (long-finned pilot whale) is the source of this 3472-nucleotide messenger RNA. RefSeq names its product adhesion G protein-coupled receptor G3 (gene ADGRG3). Gene Ontology annotation, molecular function: heparin binding; G protein-coupled receptor activity. Lineage: Eukaryota; Metazoa; Chordata; Mammalia; Artiodactyla; Delphinidae. The record is from RefSeq and is a predicted model, not a curated record. Gene Ontology annotation, biological process: cell surface receptor signaling pathway; adenylate cyclase-activating G protein-coupled receptor signaling pathway. Gene Ontology annotation, cellular component: plasma membrane.
GAGGAUGCAGCUGCUGCUCUGCUGCAGCCGGUCGCCACCUCGGAGGGUUGAAGGCCCGUGUAGCCAGACUGCCUGCCUUUUAUGACAAAUAAGAAAUCCAGAUCGUGCUGGUGUAAAAUCCCCUGAUUUAAAAAAAUUUGGCUAAUCCAGAAUAUUCUCUGGUCAAAGAAAUCACGUCUGAGGGCUGAAUUCAGCCCUUGGCUGGUCGCGGGACCUGUGUAACCAGUUUAUUGCCCGGUGUGAAGUGGACGGGCUGCAAGAAUGAAACGACUGGACUUUUCUGCCAUCGCUGCCUUACAAACUGGUCCCGGCAAAUUUCUCCUCUCCAUCCUGUGACACAGCUCAGGUAGUGGGGCUGGGGUGCUGGGUCGGGUCCCAUCCUCUUGUGACCCGCCCUGCACGGGCCACCUGACAGCUCCGUGGUGCUCCUUGACACUGAUGGUUCUUAUCAUGCGCUUCUCUGGGCUGUGGGACUUUGGACAAUAGGACCACUCUUCCCACCAGGACGUAGCCAGGCAUGAAUGAGGGAGUGCGAACACUCUCCACAUCUUCAUCCGCAUCCCUAUAGCCAGGCCCUGCGCCCACCGGUCUCCUCAAACCCCAACACAGCCCUAGGGGGCAGCCGCACUGCUAUAUGCGCUUUACAGAGGAGGAAACUGAGGCUCAGAGAGGCCCCCAGCUUGUGAAAGGAGGAUUUGAGGUAAGAGUUCCUGACUCCAAAGCCUGGGCUCGCUGUCACUCCCCAGGGGCCUGCUUGGGUGCAGAGGCCUCUGUGGCCGCUGAACACCAGCCCCGCAGCACCCAUCCAGACGAGGCCUUGGGAGCAGCACCCCUGGGUGGGUUCAGCAGCUCCUGCCGAGUCGGGCCCACUCUGCAGGUGGUCAUGGGGCGGGGUGAGACUAGGAACACUGCCCGGUUGCACACACUCACCUUUCACAACCCAACCGAUGGUGCCAUGGAGCAGGAAGGGCGUGGGCGGGGCCACAGGAAGCGGCAACGCUGCGGCCACGGCGCGGGGUGGGGCCGGCUCAUUAGAGCCUGGGAGCUGCGGGACGUGCAGCUGCGGGGCUCCGGCAGGCGUGGACCAGGCUGGCCAGGGAUGGUGACCCGCGGGGCCCUGGGAGUCCUGCUCCUCCUGCACCUGGCCUCAGAUCAGAAGAAUUCCGCAACCACGCAUGAGCAGUCAAGACAACCCUGCAAAGGACUCAUCAAUGCAAUCCGAUUUGACAACUUCGGCCUUAAGGACACUGCUAAGUGCUUCACAGCGUGUGCACCGUCAGGGAAUGAACCCUGCAAUCUGGGAAACUUGCAGAGAUACUGGCUGAACUAUGAGAUCCAUCUGGUGGAGAAGAGUCUGACAGAGACGGUGAAUAUGGAUUUUUUGAAGGCUCUUGUCAAGAACAUCAACACCAACAUCUCAGAAGACCUGCACUUCUCUCUGACCCCCUCUCAGAUUCCGAAGCAGGUGACAGAGGACGAGCACCGGCACACUGACAGAGUCCGGCUGCCCAGGAGCCUUUUUGGAUCCUUGCAAGGCAGCAGGCCAAUGGUUCGGUUGGCCAUAACCAUCCUGGAUAUUGGUUCAGGGAAUGUCUUCAAGGGCCCUCGGCUCAGCCUAGAGGAUGGCAGCAGCGUGUUGAACAAUCGCGUGGUGGGCUUGAGUUUGGGUCAUAUAAACGUCACCGGCCUGGCUGAGCCUUUGGAGAUCACCUUCUCCCACCAGCACCAGCCUCCUAACAUGACCCUCAGCUGUGUAUUCUGGGACGUGACUAAAGGGUCGUCAGGAGACUGGGCUUCCAAGGGCUGCUCCACAGACGUCGGAGUCAAUAGGACCAUCUGCCGCUGUGACCACCUGACCUUCUUCGCCUUGCUGCUGAGGCCGAUCUUGGACCAAGUCACCGUAAAGACCCUCACACGCAUUUCCCAGGCUGGCUGCGGAACCUCCAUGAUCUUCCUGGCCUUCACCGUUGUCCUCUACGCUUUCCUGAGGUUUUCCCGGCAGAAGUUGAACUCCGAAGACGUCCCCAAGAUCCACGUGGCCUUGAGCGUCAGCUUAUUUCUCCUGAAUCUGGCCUUCUUCAUCAAUGUGGGGUACGGCCUGAAGGGGUCCGAUGCUGCCUGUUGGGCCCGGGGGGCCGUCUUCCACUACUUCCUGCUCUGUGCCUUCACCUGGAUGGGCCUGGAAGCCUUCCACCUCUACCUGCUCGUCAUCAAGGUCUUUAACACCUACUUCGGGCACUACUUCCUGAAGCUGAGCCUCGUGGGCUGGGGCCUGCCUGCCCUAAUAGUCAUCGGCACUGGGAGCGCCAACAGCUAUGGCCCCUACGCCAUCCGUGACAAGAAGAACACCACCACGCUGGAGCUGUGCUGGUUCUGUGAGAAAACUGCCACCUCUGCGCUCUACGUCACUGUCCACGGCUAUUUCCUCAUCACCUUCCUCUUCAGCGCCGUGGUCCUGGGCCUGGUGGCCUUGAAGAUCUUCACUCUGUCGAGUGCCACAGCGGGCAAGGAGAAGCGGCAGCACUGGAAGGGGGUCCUCACCCUGCUGGGCCUCUCGAGCCUGGUGGGCGUGAGCUGGGGGCUGGCCAUCCUCACACCCCUAGGCCUGUCCACCACCUACGUCUUUGCACUGUUCACGUCUCUGCAAGGUGUCUUCAUCUUCUGCUGGUUUGUUGUUCUCUACUUCCCAAGACAGAGCACCGUGACCUCGUCUUCUGGCACUGCCCGGGCUGACCAGACCCUCACCGUGUCUCAUGAAUAGCGGGCUGCCAUGUGGCCAGGCUGGGGCUGGCCUGCACUCUGGACUCAGCUCUGAUUUGCUGAGUGACCUUGGUGGGAGGGAAGAGGUGCUCCCUGCUUCCUUCUGGGCCUCAGCACCCUUCUCUGUACAAUAGGACUGGGGAGCAAGGGGAUGGGAACCAGGUUGGACCAUGUGGCCUCAAAGGUCUUAUCCAGAUACACCUAUGGGUCUGAGAGUUCACAGAUCCAGGAUGGCAGGAGUCUCAAAUCCCUGUAAUCCUAAGACCCUGCCGGCACGCCCACCCCCUGCCUUCAGAGCAAAGCGGCCUUCUGGUCUCAGGAAGGGCCUGAGCCCAAAUAAGGAAGUCUGUCAUUGGCCUCUUGAAGGAGCCCCCAGCCGCUCCCCUCCCUUCCUUCCCCUUGUCACUGCCCUCCCACAACUCCACCCUCUGGCCGGGCACGUGGGGGGCCCUCAGGGCCACCAUCCCCUCAGGCACUGGGGCAGUUGUGGACUGGAGGUUUGUUGCCUGGUGGGGGGGGGGGAGUGGGGUUUGGUCCUCGCACCCAGGCUGCCCCUGGUCUCAGCCACUCACCAGGGCCCAUCCUCAUGGAAGACCCCCUACCGUUCAGGGGGCUGCCAGCCCUCCAAGUGUUGGGGACACCGAAUAUCAAAGAAUGCCACUUACUCAGUAGGUGGGAUACGUCAAGCAAGCCCCCGUUCCCCACUCUGGCC